This is a messenger RNA of Blepharisma stoltei, 939 nucleotides long. Lineage: Eukaryota; Ciliophora; Heterotrichea; Heterotrichida; Blepharismidae. The record is from the annotation of a GenBank genome assembly.
AUGGCGACAGACUAUCAAAAAUUGAAUAAUGACACUCAAGCAUUGCAAAAAGCUAUUCGUCCUGCAUUUCAAGAAGUCGACAAAAACAACCUCGGAUUCAUAGAUGAUCAAACAGUAACCCAAGCCGUCACAAAAGCAUCACAAAUUUUAAAGAUCUCUCCUCCUUCUAAAGAUCAAAUAAGAAUUGCACUUCCAAAUAAUAGAACCCGUAAAGGAAAAAUUAAUUUUGACGAAUUCACCGGACUAAUAAAACAAUUUCUACCAAAAAUUGGAAAUUCAGAGGAAGCAAAAAUAGCUCCUCAACAAUUAAAGCAAGAAGAAAUAAAAAAUCCAAUUCCUGAAACUGCUUUAGAAAAUGAAAACACCAUAAAAAAUGCAGUAAAUAUAAUAGAAGACCCAAGAAAUUCAGCUGAAUAUCAAGCCAUUGAAAGUAUACGUAGACUUAUUGCUAAUGAUCAAUUAUUAGCAAGCACCGUUCGAGGAUCCUUCAUUGAAAUUGAUACAAAAAAUACUGGAUUUAUUAAUGAAAAAGACUUAAACGGAGCAGUGAUAAAGGCUACUAAUAAUUUAAGCUGCAGUUCUCUAAAACAGGAUCAAAUAGGCCAAAUUGUAAAAAGUAUGAGCAGGUCUGCAAACGGAAAGGUCUCUUUUCAAGAGUUUACAAAUAUUUUAAAAGCAGUUCUAAGAAAUAAUAUAGAAGAGUUUGAGAAAAAUCAGUCUAUGAAUGAAUUAAGAGUAGUUAGCGGGCCUAGAGAAACAAGAAGAGAGCUAUUUGAAAAAUAUUUAGACGAUAGUGGCAUUUCCAUAGCCUUCCAAAUCAUUUAUUCAGAAAUAAUCGCCAAAAAUAUCGACCCAAUGCAUGUCUUUUCAUAUUCUGCUAUGAGAUUGAGAGAGCUAGGUAGAGAGCUUGAAAACGUUCUCCCAAGAAAUUUUACUUAA